AAGAUCAUUUGGUGCCAGCGUCACCUAAUCACACCCUUAGAGAUAAUCAGGGCGUGGACGUCAGGCCUAAUCCUCUUAGACCAAGGCAAGAAGCUCAUGGUGUAGCCUAGGGCAGAUCUCACACUGUAAGCUGUCUCUUGCCCUCUGCUCUGGCUGCAGCCUGUGGAUCUCAAACUGGGCUUAAACCUUCAUCCAGCCUAGUGGAUUCUGGACUGUUCUGAGGAUGCAGUAGCUCAAUUCUUGAAGAUUUUUAUGGGCGUUUAUGAAAACAAUGGCACUAUCAUGAAGAAGAUUGCAAGACUAGACUACUGACUAGCAGAAACCCUAACCUUCCAGUUUCCAGAUGUGAUCAAAGAUCAGGAUCAUCAAGAGUUAAAAAUCUCACCACUGGAAAUGUGCCGUCUUUAGAUGCCAUCAAAAAUUUUCCCAAGAGGACCGACCAACACAUUGGCGUCUGGUACCAAAGACCCAAAGAGUGGAGGCACCAAAGCGGUAAAUCAGUAGUGGACCGCAGCCAUGCCCUCUCUGCCCACUCUGAACACCCUGGGCAAGCUUUGCGGUUCCGGCCGCAGCCAACAAGUGGACCGAAGACGCAUCAACCGCAAGACCUCGGUCAAACGCAGGUCUGUCAUUGAGGACGGGCGCGUGGCGGAGGUGCUCUACCUCAUCCCCAAGCAGUGUAUGAUGCAGCAGCUCCCCUUCAUCAACCCCGAUGACUACUACCUGAGCGAGAGUCUGGUGUCAGUGGCCCAUACGCAGGACACCCAGCACACGGAGAAGCCCCUGAUCCAGUGCUAUAAGUGUGGGGAGCCAUGCAAGGGCGAGGUGUUACGCGUGCAGAACAAGCACUUCCACAUCAAGUGCUUCACAUGCAAAGUGUGUGGAUGUGACCUGGCUCAGGGAGGAUUCUUCAUGAAGAAUGGAGACUACCUGUGCACUCUGGACUACCAGCGCAUCCACGGCACGCGCUGCAACUCCUGCGGCGAGUUCGUGGAGGGGGAGGUGGUCACCGCUCUGGGGAAGACCUACCACCCGGCCUGCUUCGUCUGCACCAUCUGCAAACGUCCGUUUCCUGCUGGAGACAGAGUUACGUUUAAUGGGAAGGACUGUCUGUGUCAGUACUGCGCCGAGCCCAUGUCCCCCGGACCUGCAAAGGGCAUCAGUGGUCCCUGCACGUGUGCUGGCUGUGGCAGGGACAUUAAGAAUGGUCAGGCUCUGCUGGCGCUGGAGAGACAGUGGCACCUGGGCUGCUUCAAAUGUAAAGCCUGCGGGAAAGUACUGACCGGAGAAUACAUCAGCAAGGAUGGCGCCCCCUACUGUGAGAAAGACUAUCAGAUCCACUUCGGGGUGAAGUGUGAGGCGUGUCAUCAGUUCAUCACGGGAAAAGUUUUAGAGGCAGGGGAUAAGCACUACCACCCCAGCUGUGCUCGCUGUAGCAGAUGUAAUCAGAUGUUCACUGAAGGAGAGGAAAUGUACCUGCAAGGAUCAACUGUUUGGCAUCCAGGCUGCAAGAGCUCCACCAGAACAGAAGAGAGACACAGGCCGACACGCUCAUCAUCCGAGAGUAUGUGUUCCAGACCUGGUUCAAGCAUACCUGGCUCACCGGGUCACACCAUAUAUGCAAAAGUAGACAAUGAGAUCCUUGAUUACAGGGAUCUCGCUGCCAUUCCCAAAGUCAAAGCCAUUUAUGACAUUGAGCGUCCCGACCUUAUCAACUACGAGCCACUUUACACCACUUCCCUCGAUGAGACAGAGGAGAGAGAGAGUGUGGGAGAGACACCAAGAACCAUGUCACCAACUCCAUCUGCAGACAGUUAUGAUAUAAGGGGGCACAUCCUCCAGAGAUCUACAAGCCAGGGCUCCAUUGGAUCACCCAUCUACAGCCGCCACAGCUACACGCCCACCAUGUCCCGCUCACCACAGCACUUCCACAGACCAGAUCAGAGCAUCAACAUCUACAGGAAGCCUCCCAUCUACAAACUGCACGACUCGGCUGCCUUUACAGCCCAAAGCAAGUCUGCUGAUGACAUCAUCAAAUCUGCCAAAUUUCCGUCGGCGUUCGUUCCCAGUCCAGACGAAGCAGCUAACAUAGAGACAGACUACUGGCCAUGCCCGCCCGCCAUCGCCACCAUAGGGUCCGAUGGAAGAAGAAGGUCCAGAGAGGAAGACGAGGAGGAACUCCAGAAACGCAGACUGAUCCAAGAAGAGCAUCUCACCAAGAUGCAGUCUGGUCUGGGAAAACUCAUCCUGAAGGAGGAGAAAGAGAAACAGCUGAUCCGAGAGCGCCACGCCCGGAGCCUCUCCGCACAGCGCCACGCGAGCGCAGAUCCAAAUUCCCCCUCCAAAACAGGCUCACUGCCCGGAUACGGACGGAACGGUCUGCACCGGCCUCAGUCCACAGACUUCACUCAGUAUAACAGCUACGGUGAUGUGUGUGGAGGAGUGAGAGAGUUUCAGCCCUUGCAGGAAGGCCAUCGGUCAGUCAGCAGGAUGGACAGGGGAGUUUCUAUGCCUAAUAUGUUGGAACCAAAAGUAUAUCCAUAUGAAAUGCUCAUGGUUACCGGCCGUGGCCGGAGUAAGCUGCCUAGAGAUGUGGACAGAACCCGACUGGAGCGCCACCUGGCUCCGGAGACUUUCUUUGAUAUCUUUGGGAUGGAGAUGGAGGAGUUUGACAGGUUGCCGCUGUGGAAGCGAAACGACAUGAAGAAGAAAGUCAGACUGUUCUAACCGUGCUGCCGAACAUCAUUCAGAAACCUCGUAACUCCAGUUCGCCCUCGCUCAUCCUCCGUAUCCAUACAGCUCAUCGUAUCCCCGUUUCUUUCCUCACGGAUAAACAGACUCCUGAAGCUGAAGCUGGAUUUUACUGAUCUACAUCCUGGAUCUUUAUCAAAACAGAACCACAGCUCAUAAUUCACCAUCUCACAGCCUUUAAAAAACAGGCGCUGAAAGUGUUCUUGGAUAAAUACCUGAGAAAAAACACUUUGAGGAUCCUUAAAAACAAUCAUAGAACCAUUUCAGAGAUUUUGUUGUGAUAAUGAGAUGUGUUAAAGAGUGUUGAAUGGUGUGAGUGGAGAAAACCAUGUCCCUUAACCUCUCAUUAUAAAUUUAAUGUUUUACAUUAAUUGAUUUAUAUCCUUUUUUUAUUAUUUAAAUGUACAAACACUCCAAAAUUAUGUGCCGUUUUGACAGAGUAAAAAAAAGAAAAUUCAUAAAAAGACUACAAAUCAUUCUUAAUUAUUAUUAUGAAGUAGUAUGUUAGAAAAGUAUAUAUAAAUUAUAUAUAAAGAAUAUAAAAUUGUUUAAUAGUUAAAUGAGCACUAAACUCUGACUAACUAAAACUAAAACUUAAUUUGAAAAAUGCUAAAAAAUGUGAGGUGUACUUUUCAGUUUAAGAGUAGCACUGGGUAAUGUAUGGGUUUAGAGGCGGGGCCAAAGGGAGAGCUGAUUGGCUGAGCUGCAACAGCAGCAGUAGCAGUGUUCCUCUGCUUAGAGUUCCAGUGAGAUGUGAGACGCAGAUAAUUGGAUGUUGUCAGCAGGGGGGCUGGAUUAUUAACUAACUGAUCUGCAUAUUGUGAUGAUGUGUCUGCGUACCAAAGUACACGGAAACAUCAUCCUCACCUAUAGUACAGUUAUAUAACCUGAGAGGAACUUUUUUUUAAAAAGCUUAGAAAAUGUUUAUAAAAAUUCUAAGCAGGACUGAUAUGUUUUAUUACUUAAAAAAAUAUUAUUAAAACACACACAUUUCAGCUAUUAAUUGGAAAAAUAUGAUUUAGGGUUUAAUGUCUCUUUAAUAAUAAGACUAUAAAAGCAUGGUUGUCUCCUGUCACACUCUUCAGUAUAAAGAACCUAAAAGUUUCCCUACAUCUAAAGCUAAAUAAUGCUGAUUAUCUUUUCUAAUUGACCUGGAUGACCAAUCCAAGAACCAAUAAACAACCCUUAAUUUACAUAUAUACAUAUGAGAUUACUUUGUGUGAAUAUGCAUCAAGUAAAUUGUUUAUGAAAUCAGAAGUAGUUCUUCUCUGGUAUAAAUCCAAAGAACUCUUUUUGGCACCUUUAUUUUUCUUUAUUUCUUUAUUUUUUUCUUUCUUUUCCAAAGUGUUGCAGACGUGUGUUUUAAAUGUACAUCUUCUGGUCAAAUGUAUGGAAACAGUGAGAUUCAGCAAUAAUGUUUACCUGAAUCUUCAUUAGUUUAACUUUGAUUCUCCGUCACUGAUUCCCUCAGAUGCUUCUUUAUGUCAAAACAUUUCAGCUGGAACAUCCAACAAAUCAGAUUUCCUACUCAGAAACUCAGGAGAGCAUCACAAACCCUGAGUUCAGAAUCCACAAUGGCCGCCAUGUGAAAUGCUAAUAAUACAUUGCUAUCUACUGGAAGUGCUAACAAUGCUAACCUGGCACAGUGCUAACAAUGAUGAAAAAAGAUUUUAUUUAAGAAAAUAAAUCCAAAUACUAAUCUGAAUCUUAACUUGCUCAAAUCUUUAAAAAAAAGAAAAAAAGUUUAUUAUUAUACAGCAAAUUUUACAAUAUUAAAAAAAAAUCAGAUAAAAAAAUUUAAUUUUAAUAUAAUAUUUAAAAAAAGCAAUUUGUGUUUUAAUUUUUAAAAAUCAUAAAUUAGUACAAUUAUUUUAAACAUGCAUAAACUUAUUUAUUUAGUACACUAAACUCAAAACUAAAAAGUUAUGAGGAAAUAAACCACAAAGUUUGGUGUACUUCUGCCAGAAAAAAACUGCACCUUUUUUUUAAGCAAUACAGUAAAUAGAUGUUGGCUCUAAAAUACUUCAGAAAAUGUUUUGUUCAUCUUUAAAUGUGUUUUAGAUAACGAUCAAAUCCUAUUUUAUUGGUAAUCAAUGAAGAUAAUCCAGGUAAUUACAAAGAUCAAAUCUGUUUUUAUCUGUUUUUAUGGUUUUAUUUUGUGCAAAUGUAUAAGUUAAUGUAUUUUGUGCUUGUUUUUCAUUCCUUCUGACGCGCUUCUCUCUUCUUUGUUAGUCAUCAGUCAGUUUAUACGACAUUAUAUAUUAUUAUUUUUUGUCUUUUUAAUUCUUUAAUUCUUUUUAAGUCCACAUAAAUCAAAAUGUUCAUCAUACACAUGAACAGCUGGGUUCACUCCUCAGUGUGUGCUCAGUGUUAGAAGCAGGUGAAUGUAGAUGUUGUAGUGUACAGUGUGUGUGUUGGUACGUCUUUAUGCCUGACUCUCUCUCACUUGUGACGUCUUGUUCCAUACGCUUCCAUAUUUUAACUCUGAACUCUGAAUUUCCUCUGAAUUACCUCUGGCUCCAAAAAAGGCAAAAUAAUCCUAACUAAUUUAUUUUCCAUCGUUAAUUUAUGAACGCAAUGCUGACUCUCCUCAUCCCAUUGACCUCUACUGCACACCCGGUGCAUUAAAGCAAUGUACUCAACAUCAUAACAGAAAUACAUGUAUGAACAAGUAUUGAACCCGCACUGCCAUUUAUUCUUAUGUAUGACUGAAAUGAUCAAUAGUCAAUAAACUGUGCGAUCUUCUGGA
Molecule: messenger RNA, 5500 nt
Organism: Astyanax mexicanus (Mexican tetra)
Lineage: Eukaryota; Metazoa; Chordata; Actinopteri; Characiformes; Acestrorhamphidae
Gene: ablim1a
Product: actin binding LIM protein 1a
Exons: 22
Coding region: 517-2727 (736 amino acids)
Biological process (GO): cilium assembly; lamellipodium assembly; cytoskeleton organization
Cellular component (GO): actin cytoskeleton; stress fiber
Molecular function (GO): actin filament binding
Source: RefSeq, a predicted model, not a curated record